CCGGCCGGGGCAAGACGACCCGUGCGCAACCAUCAGCAGGACUAUAUGGACUGUGCAGCAGAAGAUUUUUUAAAAAUUGGGCAGCACCAAAAUGAGCGUAAUGCUUGUCCGACCUCCUCCGCAAUCUCUCUCGUUCAUCUCUCCCCAUCGCUUCUUCUUCUCCCCUCUAAAUCUCUCUCCCCGUUCUCUCUCUACUCUCUCUCUCUUCUCCACCGCCGCAACACCCACCACCUCAACCCUCUCCUCGUCUCUCCCAUACGGUCCUUCUCUCCACAAAGGCAGUAUACCCUCCCACACUAUCCAACCCCAAGAGCAAACCCUCGAUUCAGACCCAUUAAUCAACGAAGCCGACUUCACUCGUCAAUUCAAUAUUGCUGCUCUUCGUGUCCCCUCAGACCACUGCUUCGCUCUCGAAAACCGGUUACGAGGCCAUCUCUUGAACUGGCCUCGUAUUCGCAACAUUGCUAGGGUUUUAGGUGAUGAUAUUGAUGAGGACGUCAAGGAAUUAUUUACAUGUAAUACUCAAAUUACGAAAGAUGAUGAUGAGGGUGAGGAUGGUUUGGUUUCGUUGAAUAGGAGAAUUUAUGGAAAGGCGGAGGGGGAUGGGGAGAGAUUGAGUGGGGUUUUGUAUAGGGAUGAGCUUGUGAGGACUUUUGAUGCCAAGGGGUUUGUGAAAUUUCGGAACUUGGCCAAGUUGUCGAGGCCUAAGAAGAGGAAGAAAAAAGGGCUUGCGGGAGAUCAAGAAGGGAGAGGGAAGAGAGGGAGUGUGUAUGUGGUGGAGGUUGAUGAGGAGGAGAGUGGAUUGGAAGGUGAUGAGUUGAGCGGAUUGUUGGGAGAUGAUUUUAGGGGCACCAAGUGGAGGGGUUCGACGAGGUUGUUGCUGUUGGAUGAGCGUUAUUUUGAUAAAGGAUUGGAUCAAAUGCCGGUGGCUAUUAAGGCAGUACUUAUCGAAGGUGACAGUGAAGGUAUGACACCACCUACAGAACUAGUGAGAUGCAAGCUGACUUUGUUUUAUACUUACUGGCAGAUGAAUGAGAUCUUAGAGGCAUUGUUACCAGAAGGGUUGAUUGUUCCUUCAGCCUUUGAGACAGUUGGGCAUAUUGCCCAUUUAAAUUUAAGAGAUGAACAUCAUCCUUAUAAGAAGCUCAUUGCCAAGGUCGUGUUAGAUAAACACAAGCCAAAGAUACAAACCGUUGUCAAUAAAACUGAUGCCAUUCAUAAUGACUACAGAACUAUGCAGCUUGAAGUUCUAGCAGGAAAUCAUUCCCUUGUGACAACAGUAGUUGAGAAUGGACUGCCUUUUCAAGUAGACUUGGCAACAGUUUAUUGGAACUCAAGGCUUGCAACUGAAAGGCAAAGGCUCCUGAAUUCCUUUACACAGAGUGAUAUUGUCUGCGAUGUGUUUGCUGGGGUUGGUCCUAUAGCUAUAGCUGCAGCAAAGCGAGUGAGAUAUGUUUAUGCUAAUGAUUUAAACCCCAAUGCGGUUGACUUUCUCCAAAAAAAUUGUGUCAUCAACAAACUUGAGAGAAAGAUUGAGGUUUAUAACAUGGAUGGGCGGAGGUUCAUUGAUUCUGUUUUUGCAAGUUCUAUAGCAAAGUGCAUCACACAAGUGGUCAUGAAUCUACCAAAUGACGCUGCAGAAUAUCUUGAUGCUUUCAAAGGAUUAUUUGGUAGCUAUAAUAGUGCUAAAACAUUCACUUUGCCAAAGAUUCAUGUUUAUGGGUUCUCUAAAGCUCAAGACCCAGAAUUUGAAUUUCAAGAGCGGAUAAGGAUUGCUUUGUCAGAGGCAGCAUUUGAGAUACAAAUGCAUAGGGUUCGCCUUGUAGCACCGGGAAAGUGGAUGCUGUGUGCAUCAUUUAUACUCCCUGAGAGAGUAGCAUUUAGAAGGUGAGUUAGUAGUUUGUAGGCUGUGGCAAGUUCGGAUGAAAAUAUUCGACUCAGCUGGCUCAAGUUUUUAUCUAGUCAUACUUGACAAUAUGUAUAUAUUUUUGCAAAUAGCUAUCACUACCUUCUGUAGUAUUUGUAUAAGUUAGGUUUUCUUUCAUAUACCAAGUGGUUGUAGACUUGUAUCUUGUCCAUCUUUAUUUUUAAAAUUAGAACUUUGACAAUUGAGCUGUAUACUUCAUUUCAAUAAUUUUUAUGCACACCAUUUAUUAUAA
This is a messenger RNA of Daucus carota subsp. sativus, 2159 nucleotides long. Its product is annotated as tRNA (guanine(37)-N1)-methyltransferase 1. Gene Ontology annotation, biological process: tRNA N1-guanine methylation. Gene Ontology annotation, molecular function: tRNA (guanine(37)-N1)-methyltransferase activity. The record is from RefSeq and is a predicted model, not a curated record. Bases 92 to 1891 code for a protein of 599 amino acids. Lineage: Eukaryota; Viridiplantae; Streptophyta; Magnoliopsida; Apiales; Apiaceae. Gene Ontology annotation, cellular component: cytoplasm. The transcript has 9 exons.